AUGAACUCUUCAUUUUCUUCUGAUAAUUUCUCUGUUAGCAGCCCAUGCAAAACCCUGUUGAUUUUAGGUCUGCUUCUGUAUUUGAUCUACGUUUCUCUUUCAAGUCAAUAUCCCAAUUGUCCAACUUCUGAUAUCUUUACACCUAUCCAGAAAAGGGCACUUCCCACAAAUAAAUCUUCAGUAGAGAAUUCUGUUGAUUCUCCAACUAAUGUUAGCCACCUUGUUUUUGGACUUCUUGGUUCAGUUCCAUCAUGGCCUCAUAGAAAGCCGUACAUCGAAUCAUGGUGGCGACCAAACGUUACAAGGGGAUACGUAUAUUUAGAUAAAGAACCAACGAAAGAUCUCCUCCCUUGGUCAAAAGAUUCUCCACCAUAUAAGAUCUCUGAGAACCUUACAAAAUUCGUUCAAGAAAUUGGGGGUAUUUACCUCAUGAAUAAAAUGGUACAUGGAAUAAUGGAGGUUUUCAGAGAGGAGCAUGGAGAUCUCAGAUGGUUAAUAAUGGGAGACGACGAUACAAUAUUUUUUGUCGAUAACCUCGUUGAUGUUCUUUCAAAGUUAGAUCAUAAAAUGUACUAUUACCUUGGUCACCAGUCUGAGUUUAUUUGGUCCAAUGUUUGGUACUCAUUCAACCAAGCUUUUGGUGGAGGUGGAUUCAUUUUGAGUUACCCUUUGGCAAGAGCCCUGUCAAAUGACAUGGAAAAUUGUCUGAGAAGACAUGCACAUUUGAAUGGACCAAGGAACUCUGCUGAUAUGACAACGAUGGCCUGCAUUGCUGAUAUUGGAGUCGACUUGACUCCCCAUCUGGGAAUGCACCAGAACAAAAUCAUAUCAAAAUGCAGGAGUAGUGAGAUAAACUCAAGCAUGGCCUACAUGUCAUAUACACUUAUCAGAUAUUUGAUGAAGAGAAGAUUAUGGAACAUAUAUUCUACAUUAAAUUACAUGAAUAGGUUGCCUGAUAGACGAUUUUAUGUUUUAGAAGUUAUGGUUCAACAUUUACUGCGGCCCUGA
Molecule: messenger RNA, 1008 nt
Organism: Olea europaea var. sylvestris
Lineage: Eukaryota; Viridiplantae; Streptophyta; Magnoliopsida; Lamiales; Oleaceae
Exons: 3
Coding region: 1-1008 (335 amino acids)
Molecular function (GO): acetylglucosaminyltransferase activity
Source: RefSeq, a predicted model, not a curated record